Molecule: messenger RNA, 3410 nt
Organism: Saccostrea cuccullata (small rock oyster)
Lineage: Eukaryota; Metazoa; Mollusca; Bivalvia; Ostreida; Ostreidae
Product: tetratricopeptide repeat protein 7B-like
Biological process (GO): phosphatidylinositol phosphate biosynthetic process; protein localization to plasma membrane
Cellular component (GO): plasma membrane
Molecular function (GO): protein binding
Source: RefSeq, a predicted model, not a curated record
UUAUAAAGUUACUUCCUGUCAACAGAUGGCAGUGUGACAAUAUGGCUGCAAAAGCAAAGUUUAGUCGGCUAGAAUCAGAAAUUGAAAGGUGUAGAGCGGAACGAUCAUGGUUAAAGGCAUUAGAAGCAGCAAAACAACUUGCAAACAAAUAUCAGCAUUUGGAUUUUUAUGUGACUUUUACCCAUGCAGAAAGCACUUUAGAACAUUAUGUCAAGGACAAUAUACCUCUAGAAAAAAAUCACAAUAAAGCCUGCGAUCAACUGGCAGAUGUGGAGAAAACUCUGUCUGGUAUGGCCAGCAGUGGCAAUAAGCUGUCUUUUGAAGCCAAACUCUUACUAGCUAAGCUGCAUUACUGUAAAGGUUCGUAUGAUGAGGCAUUAAGACUUUACGAUGAGAUUAACUUGGACAGCGUCCUGGAUCAGAACAUGGCUCCUCGUGUGCUCCAACUCCUGGCUGAAGCUUACUCCAUCAAAGGAUCAUGCUUGGAAUCCAAGGGACCCAGCACCACCAGCAAAUUUAAGGCUGCUGAACAAGAGAAGCUGGUGUUACAGUGCUUCGAGACGGCGGGGGACUUAGCCCUGCUGUACGUCCAGGAGAGAGAGAAAAUGGCUCAGAGCAAUUCAUCUGGAGAAGAAGAGAUAGACAUUAUCAUGGAGAACGCCAUCAAACAGUCUCCACUCAUGUACAUCAAAAAAGGUGACAUCAAACAAGGAGUAGGACGAUUUAGAGAGCUACUGCGAGUGGUGGAAUCUAGAUUCACUCAAAGUCUUCGACAGGCACUGGCCAGGCAGUUGGCUGAAGUUUUGAUCCGAGGCAUGUGUGAGAAGACGUAUAUACCACUAGAAGUUAGUCAUUCUAACUCGAGUCAAGUGACACAUCCCUUACCUAGAAAAUACUCAGGUGAAAAUUUGUUCAUCCCACGUGAACUUAAUGAAGAGGCAUUAUUACUACUUCUUGUGGCAGAAGCAAUUGUGACAAGAGAGGCGGUGCUUAACCAGUCAGAGGAACAUCGGGAGGACCGACACAUCAGCUAUGAGAACACGACGGCGGUCUACGAUUUACUGGCCAUCACUCUGGUCAGGUGUACUCAGUUCCUCAAACUAUCUGAUUCCUUUGAGAAGGCUAUGAGAUUUUCAUUUGAAGAGUUCCAUAUCUGGCAUCAAUUUGCAAAUACACUUAUAUGCUCAGGAAAGUAUAGCAGAGCCCUUCAUGUCUUGAAAGAAUGCUCCAGACUAAGACCAAAGAAUACAGUGGUUUUACUGCAAGCAGCAAAGUUAUGUUUUGAAUGUCUCCAUCUAUACAAUGAUGGAAUAAACCUAGUCCAGCAGGCCAUAGACAGCUGUUCCGAGAGUCACCCCCUGCUGUCUGUCGAUUAUACUUUUCUCAUUUUCGACUUCAGUCUCAAGGCCCACUGGGCCAAUUUACAGGGCGACAGCCACAAAGCACACAAGAAGGCAUUAGAAGCAUUUAAAUAAAGGGCCACUGCAAAUGAACUGGACCAGAAUGAUUACCUUGCAUUAUUUCAUCUGGCACUACAGUUAGCACUACAAAGACAGAUCAGUGAGGCAAUAAGAUGUGUUAAGAUGUCCCUGAAACAUAAGAAUGACUACAUUCACUCCCUCCACCUGCUGGUGCUGCUGAUGACAUCGGAGAAGAAGUACGAGGAGGGGAUGACCCUGAUCCAGGCGGCCCUGGAGGAGUAUCCAGACAACCUCAGUCUGAUGCUGACCCGCAGUAAGCUGGAGGAGGUGCUCCUCGGCCCGGAGUAUGCCCUCGACACGUGUCGACAGAUGUUAGAGCUCUGGAAGGAACUGUACGAGACAGACGUCGAGGACACAUCAUCUGAGAAGAAGUACAGAACCAUCACAUCUAACGACAGAUCAACAUUUGACAGGAGAAGUUUUGCUCAGCUCCAGCUAAAUGAACUGAAUGAUAGAGACACAGGAUCGGUGAGGGCGGAGUCGGUGGCGGCCUCGCGGGUGGAGCAGACUCUGUCUGAGGUGGCGUCCUCCAUGGGAAGUAUCCUCCACUCCCGCCCGGGCUCCCAGGAAACCUGGCUCCUACAGGCCCAGAUCUGGCUCCACCUAGCGGAGUUAUAUCUAAGCCUGGACAAGAUGACAGAGGCGGAGGGCUGUGUACAGGAAACUUCAACCAUCUUCCCACUGUCUCACCAUGUCGCUUUUAUGAGAGGACGGGUAUAUGAACACAAACAUAAGUACGAGGAUGCCAAGUGCUGGUACGAGAAUGCUUUAUCCAUCAACCCGGCCCACACAAAGUCACUUCAACAUCUGGGAAUGGUGCUACAUGAACAAGGGAACAAUAAAAUGGCGGAGAAAGCACUGCGAGAGGCGGUCAAUGUGGACCCAACCGCACAUCAGUCAUGGUUUCGACUCGGUCUUGUGCUGGAGAGUCUCGGAGAAUCAUCAGCUGCCAGCGAGUGUCACAUGACCGCCCUUGGUUUGGAAUCAUCCAGUCCUAUCGUGCCAUUCUACGUUAUUCCACACAUGCUGCAGUGAUAUUACAAUUAAUUUCCCAAACCUACAGUGCAAUAAACUCUAUUGUGAUAAUUUUUUUUCCAGUCAAUGCUGAUACUAAGGGAGCAUUUCUAAUUUAUAUUUGUUAUCAAUUCUCUGUAACUGGGAGGAUUUUUGAUUUCUGUUCUAUGCAGUUUAUAUCUGCGUAACUGUUUAUUACGUGCUUGUGUUAUUUUUUUUAAUUUUUAAUAACUGCGGCAUUAUAUAUGAAUUGUUUUUCUGAUUAUAAUAUCAGUAACUGUAACAUAUCGUAAGUGUUGGUUUCCUUUUUUUAUGUUUUAUUUCUUGUUUUAUUUACUACAGAAAUUUGCAUUACCAAUAUUUUCAAAUCUCAAAAAUCUGUUAUAUUUUGACCACCAUCUAUUCAUUCCAUAAGUAUAAACAAAGGUGUGAUUUCUUUUUUUUUUUUAUCUAUUUUCAUUGUCCAAAACUUGUGUCUGGCUAUGCUUUUGUUUUGCAUUCUAUUUUUCUGCCAAAUUUUUUUUUGUCCAUCAGUGUCAGCCAAUACCUAUUAAGUCAAAGAUGCAUUGUAUGUUAUGUCUGCAGCAUUUGAUUAAUGUGCAAUGUGCAUAGCAUAUUUUACAUUAUGCUUUUAUAUUGUAUAAUUUAAACAUGUACUUAAUAUACAUGUAGAUCAAUAUUGAACAACAUUCCUUUUUAUAAAAUAUGUAGAACAUUCAGGUUGAUGUUCAUCAGUAAUUCUUCUAAUGCUUUUUACUACGAAAAGUGCUUCAUAUACAGAAUGGGACAUGGCAUGGAAGGAAAAAAAUAAAAGAUAUGUCACUUAAAUAUGUUUUUUUUAAUCUAAGCAAUAUCACAAGAAAAUUAAAAUACAUGUAAAAUAAGUGAAACAUAUCUUCUUAAAAUUACAGGUGA